CUUAUCAAGAUAAGCUGAAAAGUUUUGACUAAUGAAGACUAUUUUAUUAAAAUGUGCGGAAUAUUAUUUUAUUUUUAGAACACAACCAAAUGAAUUAAAUCUCAUCUGUUCUUGUCAUUUAAACGACUAUGAUCAUUUUUAAUGUUGCUGACGUGAAAGAUAGUAAUGAAAUAAUUUAAUCGUAAAGAUUUUUGCUAAAAGCAGUUUAAUAUAUUCAAAAUAAAUGAAUUCUAAUAUGACAGGCAAACCAAUUAUGGAGUCGUGAUUUUCUAUUUAAUAUACAUUUCUAUAUUAUUUCUCCCAAUGGCAAGUAAAUAUUCAGGAUAUUUAAUAGUGUUUAUUACAUACCACUUCGUUUUUAUCACUUUGCUUAUUCCUAUAAUCAGUGGAUACACUUGUAAUCCUGGUGCCGGAGAAAUUUUACUUCGAAGCUCCGCACUUAAUUCAGCGGAAAAACGAGUAGAAAACGAUAUUACUUCUGACAGUAACAGCAAACAAGGAAACAGAAAGUACUCAACAAAACAAGGUACAUUCACCUCACCAAAAUGGCCCGAAUCUUAUGAAUCUGGGACACGUUGUGUUUUUCGUUUCAUAGCGGAUGUUGGUGAGAAAGUUCAUAUUAAAUUUGAUCACUUUGUUUUAUCGGGUGAUAUGCCAAGUUGUUCAGUCGACUUCUUAGACGUGUACAUUGAUGUUGCUUCUUCAACACUAGAUUUGGAUAGACAAGCUUCAAUACUUGCUGAAGCCUCUUCUCCUUUAUCAUCAUCAUCAUCAUCAUCAUCAUCAUCACCUAAUGAACUACAUACAACAACACCAUUUUCAGCUGCUGUUUAUUCUUCCGUAUUAGAUAAAUCAGAUUUAUUGGGUCGAUAUUGUGGUGAUUAUCUAUCGACGAACUCUGUCACAUUUAUUAGUUUACACAGAGAGAUUGUAUUGGAUUUUUAUUCAGAGUUAGAAAAAGUGGUAAAUCCCUGGUAUACAACAGGAAAAUCCACUAUAUUCGGUUUCAAUGGAACAUUUGAAUUUAUUAAUGACGACGCAUUUUAUCCUGGUAAGGCUGUUUCUUCCUCUGAAUUGUAUAUACCAUUCGAAGAUGACAUUACUACUAGUACUGGUAAUGCCACAGCUGCUCCCGCGAUAACUAGUAGUAACUGUCGUUUUCGUAUUGAAGCAGAUCAUAUUGUUGUAAAUGGAGAUAUGACUAAAUUAGACGAAAUAUCUGGUGAACUAAUUUCACCUACAUAUCCAGGUUACCACCCUAACAAUCUUCUCUGUGUAUAUCAGUUAAUUGGGCUUCCUUAUCAGCGAAUUAGUUUGGAUAUUUUGGACAUAGACUUAUACUCAGGAUCACCAGGAUGUCCGAAAGAUUUUAUUCAGUUCUAUGAUGGUUUUCAAAUAGACAAUACCAGUAUAAGUCGAAAUUCUAUCGGUCAAAGAAUAUGUGAUCAUUCAAAUAAUAUUCACGUUGUAUCUACUGGAGCAAGUUUAGUGAUACUAUUCGUCACUGGUCAAAUUCAGUUGCUAAAUCAUGUGAAUAAUAAAAAAGACAAUGUAGUAAUGAAUGCAUUGAGUACAAGACGUCGAGGUUUUCGACUACGUUAUACAUUUACCAAAAGGUUAUUGCCUGUCAAUGAAGUACCGGGAGGCGAGCAUGUCCGUGGAACAGAAUGUGAUUAUGUGAUAAAAAGUCAAGGUUCUGUUGAAAAACAGUUUGAAUCACCUACAAUGAGCAAUAAUUUCGUAUUAACUCCAGAUAGAGUAUGCAAUUUCAUAUUUAUCGGAGAUCAAUUUGAACAAUACAUCGAAAGUGUAUCAAUUGGAUUUGAACAAAUCGAAUUACCUAAGUCAAGUGAAGGAAGUCAAAUAUGUGAUCGUGGACACAUGGCAGUUUAUGGCAGUAGAUUAUUACCUGGUGAACAAAUCAACAAACCAACCUAUGAAUAUUCUCAUGAAAUACUUCAAUCUAAUAAAGAACCCGAUCAUGUGUAUUGUGAUAGAUCAAAUGAACUAGAAUCACUCAAAAUCGGAUCAGGUUUUCAACAUCAUUAUUAUCCAAUAGUUGGACGACACAACGUCUUACUCGUGAGAUUUAAUUCAACGGGAGCCGAGCUACCCGGUUUAAAUAUGAAGUUUAUUCUAAAUUAUAGGUUUAAAAAGGACUUUGGUAUCCCCGGUACAAUGAUUAAUCCUGAAAGUUGUCAGUUUAUGUAUGUAAAUCCAUCACAGUCGACAACCUCUGUUUUUUCAUCGUCAUCAUCCUCUUCUGAACCAUCAUCCUCAUCUACCUCAAAAACAAAUACAGUAAAUUUCAAAGGAUGGACCAACUCACCUCUCUACCCAAAUAAUUACCCACCUAAUUCAGAUUGUUUGUAUUUAAUUACAUCACAAAAUGAAUUUGCUGUAGAACAAUCCAUACGUCUAGUCUUUGAAACAUUUGCAACUACAUAUCGAACCCAGUCUAAAGUAUCCAUUGACAGCCAAUCAGAACUAGAAAAAUUUAAAAUUUGUAAUCAGGAUUUCCUUGAAAUCAUCCAGUUAUACAUUCCUUUAAAAGAAGAAGUAAUAAGUGCUUUGACUUCACGUGUCAACUUCCCACCAUUACUCGAAGUAUCAUAUGACGUAUGGAUACAACGUUGGCAUAAUUUAGAGAAAGAAUUACAAAUUUAUUUAGGUACAAAUCAACAUAUACUAGAACCCAUAAGUAUAUACUGUGGGAAGUAUAUACCUGGUCCAAUAGUCUUAGAUCCAACUGCCACAGCCAUUUUAAUGAGAUUUCAUAGUGGACAAAAUACAACUUCAAAGGGCUUUACAUUAAGUUACGAAUUUCUCCCAAAAUUACCUCUUGAUCCAAUGAAAUCAAAAGUUGUUGAUAAACCAGGGAAGAAAAAUGGUGGUGGUGUUGACGACAAAUAUUCAGUCAAAACUACUAGCAGUGGUUUGAUUACUUCACCAAAUUUUCCCAAUUUAUAUGUGAAGGAUUUCAAUUAUGAAUGGUAUAUUCAAGGAACUACAGAGAAAAGUCGCAUUCAAUUAUAUUUCAAUUCAUUGGAUUUAGAAGGUUCGAAAAUGAAUUGUUCAAGAGCAGUUCUUCGGAUAUAUGAAGAUCGUAACCCACGAAGUUCAUAUGAACUUUGUGGAAAUCCUAAUGAACUCCUGCCUAUUGUUAUACCGAAUUCUGUAGCACGAGUAAAAAUGCACACAGCAAUGGAUGCAUCAGGUUCAAAAGGAUUCGAGUUAAUUUGGACUGAUCUACUACCAAUAGAUCCUGAAACUGGAUGUAAAGGUUUCCUCUGUGAAAAUACAGGUUAUUGUUUAUAUGCAGAUCUAGAAUGUAAUGAAGUACUGAAUUGUGGAAUGUAUCAAAAAGAUGGAAAAUGGUUGAAGGAUGAAUCAGAUGAAGCAAGCUGUAAGUACUUUAUAGAACUUUACUUAACUAAACUUUCACCAAUCCAGAAGAUUAGUUCAUUUCGUUUACAUGUUUAAGACUUAGAUGUCCUGACUUCUAACGUAAACUUGGCUAUCGAAAUACACUUUGGGUUGAAAGAUUGAAGUGAUAGUAAAAUAAAUUUCAAAUGUGUGAGCGUAUAUCCGUAGAUCGCCAUGGAUAAUUUGAGAGUUUCAUAAAAGCAUAUUUCACAAGGUAUUGUUAUGAAACAUCUGAAACUCACAUCAUAAAAAAUACAUCAACAAAAUCUCACCACUUAUCCUCGUAAAUCCCAGUUUUAUUUUAUGUCUUCAACAAUAUAAAUCUUUUCGAAAAAGACCUAGUUUUGCAACUGGCAUACAUUGUAUAGAAGAGUAGGAUUAAUGAGUUUACUCUAGUCUUAGUCCAGAGGUUUUGAGAUUAAGGUAUUUCAAUUAGUGAAAAAAAUAGACUAUUUUUUAAUUACUGUACAGUGAAUUAUUUCAUGCUCCAAACUUCCUCACUAAGUCUACAGGGAGACUACUAACUCCACUCUUCCCUGAAUGUGAAUCAAAUGCCUAGACUCAUUCGUUGCUUUCAUGGAGACUUCAUAAUUUUUAUUUUCUGACAGAAUUCUUAUGAGCGAAACUCUUAGUAUUUGUCGAUUCGUAACUAUAAUAUGGUACUAAUAAAUGAGUGAUGUUCUUAAAUCCUUCUUAAGCAUUUAUAAAGAUAGUAUCAACUGAGAUGCACAAUAAAAGGGGGAUUAUUUCGCCUUUCGUUCUCUAUAACAUUUCGGCGAUUACAUGCUUUCUUUUGCCUUCAUUCAUAAUAUUCCUUCUCACUUAUUUACUUUUCGUUCAGGAGGUAAAUAUAUUGUCGCUAUUUCUAUCUUUGUCAAACCAUCUAAAUCAUCUUACAAACGGAUAUGAGAAGUAAAAAUACAAUUUGUUUGUAUUAUUUUCAAUAUCCAUGAAACAAAUCCAGCUUAUGCAUAAGAAACAUUUUUCUCACAAAUAUCAAUGUCACAUUAUGAUGUCUUGCUGAUAUAUAAAUUCACCACAGAUAUUAAAAAUCAAGUAUCUAAGUAAACUGAUAACUGAACAUUAUUCGCACCGAAAUUCACAAGUGGUGAGCUGAAGUUUGAUAGUUUAGUGACCCAUAUGAUUCGCACAAAGCUUCGAAGUAUUAAUGAGUCUCAACGGGACCAAAUUCCUGUCCUUUGUGAGCAAUGCCAUGGAAUUUUCAAACAUAAUCAUUGUUAUAACCUUCAUUGUUUUAUUUUUCUGUACUUUUUAAUAGGUUCAUUGGGACUAAGCUACAACUUAGUUCACAUUGGUACAGGUAUUCUACUGGCACUAAUUCUACUUCUUGGUAUAGCUUGCUACAUUUAUUAUCGUGAAUAUAAACGACGAAAACAUAUGCCAUUGGAUCCCCUAACAGAAUUAACGGGUUCAAAGCCUUCUCUAUCACUAAAUCAGUCAGCUCACAGAUUGACCGCUCAUUGUCCAAAUAAAAAACAGUUACAUAAAUGUCAUAAUUCACAGAGUACAGGGUUGUUAUGCGAUUUGUCAGCCGAGAAAGAAAUGGUCUCUAGAGAUAUCGGUCCAAUAAAGAAACAUCAGCACCAGCAACACUACCACUAUCAUCAACAUCGUCAUUUACUACAUCCACAUCAGUUACCGCCGCAUACUCACUCUCAUCGGUACCACCAUCAUAGUUAUAACAAAAAGAUGACUGAACAGAGUGCACACUCACAACUAAUCAAUGCAUCUCAUGACUGUCAUAGUUCACAUUUUUCACUCGAUAACCAGCACGAUUAUUGUCAUACAAUUAGAUUGAAUAAUAAAACACAACACAGGACAUCGUCACAUUCAGGAUCAUUAGUUAAAAAUGGAGGUGGUACAGUAAUUUCAGACUCUGUACAUAGUUGCGGGGGUAGUAACAAUAAUACAAGCGGUUUGAUUGUCGGAACUGGGAGAAAUUUAUCAACUACCGCCGACGGUGGGUUAUUUAUUAGAGAGAAAAUGCAAAAAAUAUCUAUAGUCUAACUCUUUUGUGAUGAAAUUUUCACAUUUUUUGAACUUUUCGUCCACAUAUAACUCCGAGUAAUAUUAUGUAUACUAGACUUGGUGUAGCUAAAUAUUGAUAUUACUAUUAUCCCUGUAAUCUAUGAAAAACAGCUCGCUCAAUCUACUUCUAGUAACUAAUCAUUCCACUAUUCUUUGUACAUUGUAAAAUUACCCACUAAAAUGAAAUGUAUAACUUUUAUUCAGGUCGAAAAUGUGAUUUCCAUUCUUUCUUUUAUUCAUCCUUUGGUUUUUUUCUUUCAGAGUGUUCUAGUGGUUAUGUUAUGUUUAAAAGGCGUAUGAUCUCUUUUUAGUGACUUAGUACGUGCUAGUAUGUAUUAGCCACAGUUUUUUUUCUGAUCAUUUUUAAACAGUCUAUUGAGUACAAUAUGUUUGAUGCUUAUAUUAUCCAAAAAUAGAUACAUGAUGAUUGAUUUAGACUAGGUUCAUAUGAGUAUAUUUUAGAAGUAUAUGUGGAUACCGAUUACAGUGAUUUUAAUCACUUAUCCCUGUAAAUAACAACGUUAUUAAUAUUGAUCAAUUACUUAAAAAUAAAAUAUUGUUUCUUUUUUGUAUAAAGGCGAGCAAACUAAUAUAUAUGUCUCCUGUUUUAUUUACUUCUCCCUAUUCGGGUAUUAGUUUUAAUUUUUUUUCUUCUUUGGAAUCCAUUUUUCUCUUCGUAAAGUUAACAUAUUGACUAAGAUGUAAGGAACUUUUGUAGAAGCUAUUGUUGAAAGUAAAUUCCACGGAAAUCACUUUAUCCCAAGCAAUUUUUUAUUUUACGCUUUUUCUCAUGUACUUUCGUUUGUAACUUAAUGAGUUUGGAGUUAAAAUGAAAGUGAAAGGCUAUCUAA
Molecule: messenger RNA, 6326 nt
Organism: Schistosoma rodhaini
Lineage: Eukaryota; Metazoa; Platyhelminthes; Trematoda; Strigeidida; Schistosomatidae
Source: the annotation of a GenBank genome assembly